GACUUCGUGCGGGACAUGCCGUGGCUGGCGCUGCCCUACAAGGACAAGCACAGGAAGCUUAAACUGUGGAACAAAUACCGAAUCUCCAACAUUCCAUCACUAAUAUUCCUAGAUGCCACCACCGGGAAGGUCGUCUGCAGGAAUGGGCUGCUGGUGAUCCGUGAUGACCCAGAAGGUCUGGAAUUCCCUUGGGGACCUAAACCCUUCAGGGAAGUCAUUGCAGGGCCCUUGCUUAGAAAUAACGGGCAGUCCCUGGAGAGCAGCAGCCUGGAGGGGUCUCACGUGGGAGUCUAUUUCUCUGCACACUGGUGUCCACCCUGCCGAAGCCUCACUCGGGUCCUGGUGGAAUCCUACCGGAAGAUCAAGGAGGCAGGCCAGAAAUUUGAGAUCAUUUUCGUUAGUGCAGACAGGUCAGAAGAGUCAUUCAAACAGUACUUCAGUGAGAUGCCCUGGCUUGCUGUCCCCUACACUGACGAGGCCCGGCGGUCGCGCCUCAACCGGCUCUACGGAAUCCAAGGCAUCCCCACGCUCAUCGUGCUGGACCCUCAGGGGGAGCUGAUCACGCGGCAGGGGCGGGUGGAGGUGCUCAACGACGAGGACUGCAGGGAGUUCCCGUGGCACCCCAAGCCUGUGCUAGAGCUCUCCGAUUCCAAUGCCGUGCAGCUCAAUGAGGGCCCCUGCCUCGUCCUUUUUGUAGACUCUGAGGAUGAUGGAGAGUCCGAGGCAGCCAAGCAGCUGAUUCAGCCAAUUGCUGAGAAAAUCAUUGCCAAGUACAAAGCCAAAGAGGAGGAGGCACCGCUUCUAUUCUUUGUGGCUGGGGAGGAUGACAUGACUGACUCCUUGCGAGAUUACACCAACCUGCCCGAGGCUGCCCCUUUGCUCACCAUUCUGGACAUGUCAGCCCGGGCCAAGUACGUGAUGGAUGUGGAGGAGAUCACCCCUGCCAUUGUGGAGGCCUUUGUGAAUGACUUCCUAGCAGAAAAGCUCAAACCGGAGCCCAUCUAGUGGGGCUCUGGCCUCAUGAGACGUUAUUUAAAACUGUCUUCUACUCCUCCUCCCCUUCCUUCCCUCUGUCCUUGGACUUUUCCAGCGUGUCCUGGAUCACACAACCCAAGUGUCCAACCUCUCUGUGGUGCCUUGUUUCUACAUUAACUCCUCAGCCAGCACCCUAGGGUGCGUAUCGUCUCAGCAACAGAAGAACCCACCAUCUGUGAAGACUGCUUGGGAUUCACGGGGAUAGCAUAAUCCAGCCAGAACUGGGACUGCGUCGCUCUCUCAGAGUCCCUAGCUCUUGGUGAAGGAUCUGCCAGAGGGUUUUUCUGCAGAGUAAGCAUGAAGGAACAGUGGAUUGGGGCUCUGGCUGUGACUCUGGUGUCAGCACACACAGAGCCCAAGACAGCCACAGGAGAACUGCUCGGUGACACACGUACCUGCAGGUGGAGCAGAGAAAGGGCCGCAGGCCUCCUUAGGCAUCAGCUCAGAACUGUUGGUGAGGACAUCCUUUUCUAAAUGACUUAAGUCUUUCUUGGUCUGGGGGAAAAACAGCAGGCUGUCAGUGGGUUCUUGGGCAGGAGAUCUCCAAGUCUAAAAGGACGUUUGUGGGGUUUUUUGGGUGAGAAAAAUAAGUAGCUUAAGUAAUGAUUUAUAUAGUAAUUGCUUACUUUUAUUGAGCUCCUAUCUAGUGAUAAGAGCUUCUCAUUCCUUCCUUAUAUCUCUUUAUUCUUUAAUCUUGACCUUCCCCAAGUUUCUCCCUGCUCAUACAAACAGCUCCUACUCUCUUGGAUUUUUGUUAAGGAAUUCUUCCCCCUUGGACAUCUUCCCAAGAAACUUGGCCCUGAGUUCUUAGAGGAGCACAGCCUAGCACAGACCACUGUCUCAGCCCAGCUCUGUGUCUGAGGCCACUGGACCUCUGCCAAGGUGCCUGCACCUACCUUUGGUUACCCCUGUCAUUGCCUUCUCUUUCCAGAGCAGAACUAAAAAGAGACCAGAAACUCCCAGAAGCCUAGCUUUUUCCUAAGAACCUGCAGAAGGAGCUGUGCCCUAGGGCAAGAGCGAGGACGGAGGAGCGGGUCAGCUUCCAGUAGGCCUUGGAUGCCCACGUAGCUUGGCCUCUUAUUUGGGCUGAACUGACCACAAAAAGGGAAACAACAACUGUGUUCUUAGGAUUUGGGUUAGAGGGCUUUGGCUAGGGAUUUGCCUAUCUCAGUUAGGUGUCAGGGUCUUUAAACAAUCCCAGGCCUUACCCUUGGCUCCACUCAGCACUCUGCCAACGAAAAUCAUUUAUUUGGAAAAUCCAGCCUCCGCAGUAAGCUGUUGACACUGUUGUUCUUUACUGAAUUGGAUUGUUGAUUUGUAGUUCAGAGGUACAAAAUUAGUUGGUAAUUAGACUGUUAUUUGAUGUUGUCAGCUUGAAAUGCAAUCACCUAGUAAGAAAUAAAGCAGGCAUCUCUGGACGUUUACCAACCA
Messenger RNA from Galeopterus variegatus (Sunda flying lemur), 2466 nucleotides. RefSeq names its product nucleoredoxin (gene NXN). The record is from RefSeq and is a predicted model, not a curated record. NCBI's taxonomy places the organism in Eukaryota, Metazoa, Chordata, Mammalia, Dermoptera, Cynocephalidae. The transcript has 8 exons. Gene Ontology annotation, molecular function: thioredoxin-disulfide reductase (NADPH) activity. The annotation marks the transcript as partial.